GCGUGUGUAUGGGUAAAGAUGGCGGAUUUGGUGGCUGUCUUCACGUCGAUUGGGCUAAGUGAGCAGAAAGCGAAAGAGACUCUUAAAAAUGAGUCUCUCAGCUCGUUGCUCAAGGAAGCGAUUACUGUGGCCCAGGGAGCUCUUGGUGACACAUGUGUUGACAAGGCCACCGGUUGCCUUCUGUAUAGCAUGGCCUCACGACUGAAGGAUCCCCGGCGCUUGGCCUUCCUUGCAGAGCUGAUAGCUCGCCGCAGAAUCACGACAGAGUUGCAGGUCACUGCUGCUCUGGAUUUUGUGAAGAGCCAUCCUCAGGAUCCUAUUAAUCAGCAGGAGUUUGAUCAGGCAUGUGGCGUGGGUGUGGUCAUCACUCCGGAGCAGAUUGAGGAUGUGGUAGAGGUGACAAUCAGGAAAUACAAAAAUCAGCUACUGGAGGAGAGAUAUCGUUUCAACAUGGGACUGCUGAUGGGAGAAGCUCGAGCUGCGCUAAAGUGGGCUGAUGGCAAAAUCCUCAAGAAUGAGGUGGACAUGCAGGUGCUCCACCUUUUGGGGCCAAAGACAGAAGCUGACUUGGAGAAAAAGCCCAAAGUUCCCAAGCAGAAGGGCCCUGAAAAUGAAAAGAAAGAGGAGAUGGCUGUAAAUGGGACGGUCAAAUCGGAAGGCAAGUCACUGAUGGAGCAGCUUAGAGGAGAGUCCUUGAAGUUCCACAAACCAGGGGAGAACUACAAGACAGAAGGAUAUGUGGUAACAGCCAACACCAUGAGACUGCUGAAGGAACACCUGGAGCUCACAGGAGGGCAGGUUCGGACGCGGUUUCCCCCAGAGCCCAAUGGCAUUCUGCACAUCGGUCAUGCCAAAGCCAUCAACUUCAAUUUCGGAUAUGCUAAGGCCAACAAUGGGAUCUGUUUCCUGCGCUAUGAUGACACCAAUCCAGAAAAGGAGGAGGAGAAGUACUUCACGGCUAUCCGAGAAAUGGUGGAAUGGCUAGGCUACAAACCGUACGCAGUGACCCAUGCAUCUGACAACUUCCAGAAGCUGUACAGUUUGGCCAUAGAACUCAUUCGGAGAGGCCACGCCUACGUUUGCCACCAGCGUGGGGAGGAGCUCAAGGGUCACAACCCACCCCCUUCCCCCUGGCGGGACCGUCCUGUGGAGGAGUCCCUGUUGCUGUUUGAGAGGAUGAAAAAAGGGAUGUUCGCUGAGGGGGAGGCCACACUCAGGAUGAAGAUGGUCAUGGAGGAUGGGAAGAUGGACCCCGUGGCGUAUCGCAUUAAAUACACAGCCCACCAUCGCACAGGAGAUGAAUGGUGCAUCUACCCUACCUAUGACUACACCCACUGCCUUUGUGACUCAAUCGAACACAUCACACACUCACUGUGCACCAAGGAGUUUCAAGCAAGACGCUCCUCGUACUUCUGGCUGUGUAACGCCCUGGAUGUGUACUGCCCAGUGCAGUGGGAAUAUGGUCGUCUGAAUCUCACCUACACCGUUGUCUCCAAGCGGAAAAUCAUCAAGCUGGUGGAGACGGGCGUUGUCAGGGAUUGGGACGACCCGCGACUCUUCACACUGACUGCCCUGAGGAGAAGAGGGUUCCCCUCUGAGGCCAUCAACAACUUCUGUGCUCGGGUGGGGGUGACGGUUGCCCAGACGACCACUGAGCCACACCUUUUGGAGGCAUGCGUGAGGGAUGUGUUGAACGAAAGUGCUCCUCGUGUCAUGGCCGUGCUGGAACCGCUCAAAGUGACCAUCACCAACAUGCCUGAAACAACACAGGUGGAGGUUUGCGUCCCAGACUUCCCAGCAAAUGAGGAACGGGGCAGCCACAUCAUUCCAUUCACCCGGACCAUCUACAUUGAACAAAGUGACUUCCGAGAGGUAAUGGAGAAGGGAUACAAGCGCUUGACUCCGGAUCAGCCUGUAGGUCUGAGGCACGCUGGAUAUGUCAUCUCUGUGCAGAGGGUCAUCAAGGAUGCCAGUGGGAAGGUAGUGGAGCUAGAGGUCAGCUGCACUAGCUCUGAUGUAGCAGAAAAACCCAAGGCCUUCAUCCAGUGGGUCAGCAUGCCGCUGCAGUGCGAAGUUCGACUCUACGAAAGGCUGUUCCUACACAGAAAUCCAGAGGACACAGCUGAGGUCCCAGGAGGCUUCUUGAGUGACAUCAACCCGAAUUCCUUGCAGGUGAUUGACAGUGCCUUGGUGGAUCGUUCAGUGACUGGGUCAAAGGUUUUUGACAAGUUCCAGUUUGAGAGAAUCGGAUACUUCUCAGUGGAUCCCGACAGCACUGAUGAGAAGCCGGUGUUUAACAGGACAGUCACAUUGAAGGAGGAUCCCGGGAAAAUCUGACUGGAGAUUUGUGAAUCCAUAUGCCAGGGCAUCCCAUAUUGCUGAUGCCCGUCAGGAGACACUGUUUGCUUUGCCUUGUCUUGCGUGUGGAUCGCUUCCUGUUGAGAUCAUUUAUUGUUACAGAUUGU
This is a messenger RNA of Megalops cyprinoides (Indo-Pacific tarpon), 2465 nucleotides long. RefSeq names its product glutaminyl-tRNA synthetase 1 (gene qars1). Bases 19 to 2337 code for a protein of 772 amino acids. Gene Ontology annotation, molecular function: ATP binding; glutamine-tRNA ligase activity. Gene Ontology annotation, cellular component: aminoacyl-tRNA synthetase multienzyme complex; cytosol; cytoplasm. The transcript has 23 exons. Lineage: Eukaryota; Metazoa; Chordata; Actinopteri; Elopiformes; Megalopidae. The record is from RefSeq and is a predicted model, not a curated record. Gene Ontology annotation, biological process: glutaminyl-tRNA aminoacylation; translation.